This is a messenger RNA of Biomphalaria glabrata, 2730 nucleotides long. RefSeq lists its product as uncharacterized. Lineage: Eukaryota; Metazoa; Mollusca; Gastropoda; Planorbidae. The transcript is spliced from 3 exons. The coding region runs from base 1166 to 2149 and encodes 327 amino acids. The record is from RefSeq and is a predicted model, not a curated record.
UAAGAGGUGCAAGGAAGGUCCCAGGGAAAGGCUUAUGAGAUGAUAGUACGGGGUUCAGGGCUUUGGUUACAAAUUUAGUUUUGAGAUAUUGUGAUAUAUACAAAGCUUAAUAGUGUAGUAGUGUAAGGCAGCAGAGGUUUGGCUUCCAACAGAGUCCCAGUUCAUUGAUAUCUGUUUAUAGGCAUUUGUGUGUGUUUGCCCUAGUGUGUGUGUAUGUAUGUUUGAGUGUUUCUAUGGUGACAGUGGGAAGAGGUUAGUGAUUGGUUGUAAAUGAUGCAACCUAGGUGGCAUUGUCGUCACUUGGUCUUAGUUAGGACAGAAGACUCCAGACCGUAAGACUGAAAGGUUGUGUAAUUGUAGUGAGUUGGAUUUUGUUUAAAAAUAUUUCUACUAAAGCCAAGUACAUUUAUUUUAUGUCAUAUCAACUUACUUUUGUCUAUAUUAUACUAAAAAUGUAUAUUUAUGUUGACUAGAAAGUUAUUCAGGUUUUUUAAAGUCUUAAGAGUUAAGAUGACCGUCAACAGCAUCAAGGUUUUUUCAUACUUAGAUCCGACACUGUGUAAGACAGAUAUAUGACACAGACAGCUGCGGGACAGUUGUCUUUUAUGUAGCGUUUUAUACCUAAAUUUCCUCGUAAAUUCUACAUGCAUGUUACGUUUCUUGGGACUACUUUUUUAGCACACAUAAAAAACUGGGUCACAACCAAUCGAUUGAUUUAGAGAAUCGAUAUAGUUAUACAUAUCAAUACAUCAGUAAUAAACGCUAGCAUUUCAACAUUGCGAUAUUCGACUAUGCGACAAUUAAUAUCGUCGCUUCGAUACUAACCGGUAAGUCCAAUGAGUUAGUUUCACUUUAAUAAUGACACGUCAGAAAAACAACACACCAGUAUCUGCUGUUGUCGAAUCCAAGAAGUCUGACUUAAUGAACUUCUAUUUAAAUUUAUUCAGAAAGAGUCUAACCAAAAUAGGAACAACGUUCUGCGUUCUCUUUAGCCAUUGCAAACACUUCGGUUUAUAUUACCACAACGGUGGAUAGCUGAUAAAGUGCUAGCAAGAUUUCAUACGAUGAAUAACUGGCAGUAGGAUAUGGACAACAGAAUGGGCAAUGGUUAUUUCAAUUAGGACUACUUCUUUGGAACUGCUGUAUUGGAUAAAACGGAUAUAAAAUGGCACAGAAAUGGACAAUAGAGAUAGAAUCUAUUACAAAUGCGGAAACUGCUUGGCAAGAAUGCAAAAAAAUAUGUAAUCACAAACAUUACAUCGAGCCGAGCCAGCUGGAAGUGAUGGAUAUGCCAAGAGACGCACGACCUUUUGGAGAGUCCCUUAAGAAAUGUCUCAUGCACAUGUCAACACUGACGUGUCGAGUACAGAACGGAACCAGAAUGUGCACUGGGCUAGUGCAACGUGUUCGAAAGUCUAAAGUGAACACAUCAAACAGAAGUGACUGUCCCGAUCCAAAUUGUUCCGUUUCUAGAACUCACGAGAUACGUAUUUUGACCGUGACGUCUGUGAGUUCUAUUAUUAAACCACGAUCACGUGACCAACAUAUUCAACUACUUAUUGAAGACUUUAACUGUCACUAUCAUUUCAGCGGCAUCAAAAGCGAAGGCGAGGAGGAGUCAGUCAGGAGUGAGUGGUGUGAACUCAUUUUUAUCACUCACGAUAUAGACAACACAAACACACUCCCUGCGGCUGUAACGGAUUUCGAGGAAAGCCAAAGAUCACUGUACGAAGAAUUUCAACGGGAAAACUACCCUAAAAAAAUCAUUUCGAUCAUAGGCUACCCCCACGGCCCCAAGAAGAUGGUCAGCUUCGGGGAAAUUAUUUCCAGGGAACCUGAAGGAAAUAUAAGAGGGGACUUGGAGUGGUGCGUGUACAGGUACGAUGCUCCAACGUGUCCUGGGUUCAGUGGGGCGACCUUAUUGAUACCUGGUCAGCCUUUGGCGGGUUACGGUUACUGGUUUGGACAUCCUCAUUGUCACUAUGCUUACGACGACAAUACUUGGCUAGGUCGUAGUUCAAUAGGUUGCGACCAUCGGUCAAGGACGAGCUUAAGCGAGCCUUGGGCGUUUUCUCUUUCGGCUUAUUAUAAAUACAUUUUAAUUGUAGGAAUUGCAAUCGUUUCCAUGUGGGUAUACUCAUCAUAUUAAUCUUACAAUUGAUUCGUAUAGUACUUCCAUCAUCAUAAUCACCAUCAUCAUCAUCAUCAUUGGCCUCCUUCAGCCUAUGGCUCAUCUCGAACAUCUUAAUCACAAAUUAAUGAUGCAAUGAUGUAAACAUCACAUCUGAGUUGUCAACUGUGCGACAAUGCAAAGUCUGCUAACAUAUGCAAUAACCCGUUGGAAAGCCAACGUGUCAUCUAAACUAUUCUAAACUAUUGCGCCGCUUAGACAACCUUUUAAAAAGAGCCUCAUAAGCCACACGCCCAACACUACUAUGUUUAAAAUGUCUCAUCAAAAUCGGUAAAAUCUCAGAAGACAACAACCACACGCUCCAUUAUAUUUGCGCCAAGCCUUCACGAAGUGGGCGACUUCUGUCGAUCAGGACACAGAACCGAACGGUACAAGAAAUUCUUUCCUCCUGACUCUGUCAGACUGUAUCCAGCGCUAGUCAAUGACUAGGACACGUGACAGGAAUCAAGACGUCUGUGUGUUUUCACCAAAUGAACUUUUUGUGUUGGUGUCUGUUCUAUUUAUGUGAAUGUUUUUGCUGGUGUUUUGAUUUGAGAAAA